UGUAAGGAAGGGAUUGAGAGCAGUAGCUACUUUUUUUGUUUGGCAGUCCUUCGUGCUUCUGUCUCAUCCCUGCAGUAACCUCUACAAGCUUCAGCCAUGGCUGCAUUGUUCAGAUCCCUCCUCCCUCUACUGCUUUCCAUCCUCUUCCUUCACCACAUUCCAGCUGAGAUCUCUGCGACAACUAUAACUCUGUUCAACAAAUGCACCCACCCAGUUUGGCCAGGCAUCCAACCCAGCGCAGGGAAGCCCAUCUUAGCCCGCGGCGGUUUCAAGCUCCCACCAAAGAAGGCCUCCACCCUACACCUCCCUGCACUCUGGUCUGGCCGCAUCUGGGGCCGCCACGCCUGCAUCUUCGACGCAUCCGGACGAGGCCGCUGCUCUACUGGCGACUGUGGUGGCUCCCUCUUCUGCAACGGCAUCGGCGGCACUCCACCGGCCACCCUUGCAGAGAUCACUCUCGGUAAAGAUCAAGACUUCUACGAUGUCAGCCUCGUGGACGGCUACAACCUCGCCAUCUCGAUCACCCCAUUCAAAGGCUCGGGCAAAUGCAGCUACGCCGGGUGCGUGAGUGAUCUAAACACGAUGUGCCCGGUGGGGCUUCAGGUCCGGUCUCACGAUAAAAGGAGCGUGGUUGCAUGCAAGAGCGCCUGCUUUGCGUUCAACUCACCCAGAUACUGCUGCACAGGGAGCUUUGGGAGCCCUCAGGCUUGUAAGCCUACAGCUUAUUCAAAGAUUUUUAAGACUGCUUGUCCAAAGGCUUACUCCUAUGCAUAUGAUGAUCCAACUAGCAUUGCUACCUGCACUGGUGGUAACUAUUUGGUCACCUUCUGCCCUCAUCACCACUAAAUGAUCACUUAAUAUGUAUAAUUUACUCUUUAAUUAGUCAUAAUAUAGUCGUUAUGUUUCUCUUAAUAGUAGUUUUAUUAUAAUCUUAUUAUUUUGAUGCUUUCUGUAAUCCCUAAAUAUAAAUCUUAAUCAUAUGUGUCUGUUUAUUUUGUUUA
Carya illinoinensis is the source of this 1001-nucleotide messenger RNA. Its product is annotated as thaumatin-like protein. The transcript is spliced from 2 exons. Gene Ontology annotation, cellular component: extracellular region. The record is from RefSeq and is a predicted model, not a curated record. Gene Ontology annotation, biological process: defense response. Bases 97 to 846 code for a protein of 249 amino acids. Lineage: Eukaryota; Viridiplantae; Streptophyta; Magnoliopsida; Fagales; Juglandaceae.